CCUGCUUUCACUUUGGUGCCGAGCUCAGGCCCUGGAUGGGGGUGGUGGUUCUCCCGCCCCCCCGGCGUUAAAGGUACAAAAGGAGAAGGAGUGUGGGCGUGGGGAGCAGUGAGAGGAGAGCAGCACCCAGCAGCACCUCAGGACACCCACAGCUCUCCAGAGGUCCAGAGCUGGAGCCAUGGCAGGGGACGGGGAGCUCAGACGCGUCAUCAAGGACCUGCAGAAGACCAUUGCUGAGCUGAACCGCAGCUACAGGGAGCAGAACCUGCCGGUGACGGAUGGCAGCCGGGAGCUGCACAGCCUCUGUGCCCAGCUGGAGUUCCUCCUGCAGUUUGACCUCAAGGAGAAGAAGAGCUUCUUUGGACAGCGCAAGGACUACUGGGACUUCCUGUGCCAGGGCCUGGCGCAGCGUCGGCAGGAGCACGAGGGCGUCCGCUUCGUCACCUCGCUGGACAAGCUGAAGACCCCCGUGGGCAGGGGCCGUGCCUUCCUGCGCUACUGCCUGGUGCACCGGCAGCUGGCCGAGUCCCUGCAACUCUGCCUGCUCGACCCCGAGAGCCUCAGCGAGUGGUACUACGCCCGCAGCCCCUUCUUGAGCCCCCAGCGGCGGGCUGAGAUACUGGGCAGCCUGUACGAGCUGGAUGGCAUCACUUUCCACCUGGCCCUGCACAGGGCUGACCUGGACACUGCCUGGCCCAUGUUCUCUGAGACGCUGGUGCGGCCCAGUGUGGUGAAGAUGACUCUGCAGACAGAAGGUAGCGGCACGGGGGCACAUGGAUGUCCUGAUGGCAUCGCCCAGCCAGUUGCAGUGCCCCACAGGAUGCCAGCCUGUCCCAGCCCAUCGGCAGGGGGUGAGGAGGAGGAUGAUGUGGAAGCAGAAGAGAAUGGAGAGGAAAACAUGGAGGACGACGAAAAGGAGGAGGACAUGCCCAGCACUGCUGAGGCACAGUAUAGCACCAACAUGGAUCCCAACCUGACCCCAACACCCGACCCGGGGCUCACACCCGGCUCCCCAGUCCACAGUGCAAUGGAGGCAUCCCUGCGAGCACAAGUGUCUCAGCUGCGCGCCGAGCUGGGGCGGCAGGAGGAGGCCUGGCGUGCCCAGCUGGAACGGGAGGAGCGGCAGCACCGGCAGAAAGAGGAGCGCAGCGCCCAGCAGGUCCGGCUGUGGGCCCACGAGGCCGAGGCGCUGCGGGACACCAACGCCUUCCUCAGCCAAACGCUGGCUGAGGCGGCGGGUGGCCCGGGGGGGCUGGCACAGGCGCAAGAAGAGGCUCGCCGGUGGCAGGAGGUGGCGGAGGAGCGGGCAGCACGCCUGGAUGAGGCAAUGGCAGAGGUGGCGGUGCUGACCUCACGCCUGCAGGAGUGCCAGGCUGCGAUGCAGGCACGGGGACAGACAGACGCCCCAGCCCAGAUGGCCGCCCUGGAGGAGGUGCUACGGCGGGCACUGGAGCUCUCCCGUGGCCCACUGAUGGACAAUCAGAAAGAGGGGGACCUCAGCACGGUUGCUGGCAUGGCAAUGCGCCUCGCAGCCCUGGUCACAGCAACACAGGAGGAAGCCUUGCAGAGCAGGCAGCAGAUCCAGGCCCUGCGGGAGGAGGUGGUGCGGCUGCAGGAACAGCUCAGCAGGGCUCGUCAGGAUGGGGAGCGCUGGGCAUCAGCCCUGCAGCGGACACAGCGGGAGGUGCAGGAGCGGGAGGCCAUGCGUGGCGCAGAGCAGGCACGGCAGCAGGAGCUCAUCCGCGACAUGAAGGGGCGGCUGCUGGAACUGCUGCGGGAGAAGGAUGCCCUGUGGCAGAAGACAGAGGGCAUUGACCCACAGGCACCCAGCCCGGCGCCCCGUGAUGUGGGGCUGUGCGCCCGCUGUGGCAAGGAUUUUCGCCUGCUGUCCCGGCGGUACAGCUGCAGGCUGUGCCAGGGCAAGGUGUGCCACGCGUGCUCCAUGGACAUGGGGAAGCAGGGGCGAUGCUGCCUGCUCUGCUACCAGCAAAGGCACCCACAGGCUACGUGAGCUGGGAGGACAUCCAACCUGCUGUGCCUGGGACAUGGGGCCGGCGGGUAGGUCCUGCUGCUCUGGUUUUCAGGGUUGAGAUGUCUUUUGCAUGGCUGGCCCAUAGAGAAGAAAACAACCCGGUGCUGAUAUCCCAGUGGCUCCAGUGUCAUCAAUCCGUCAUUGCUGCUUUGAUGCCCUGAGGGGCAUUGGGAAUGGGCAUGCUGCUAUGGGGAAGUCUGAGCCCUCCCUGGGGGGACUGUCUGUUUAUGGGGAUUCUCUGCUGAGACCAGGCUUCAGCCCAUCCUGAUACA
Messenger RNA from Meleagris gallopavo (turkey), 2304 nucleotides. It is a transcript of the gene RUFY4, whose product is annotated as RUN and FYVE domain containing 4. Gene Ontology annotation, cellular component: lysosome; late endosome; autophagosome. Gene Ontology annotation, biological process: positive regulation of autophagosome maturation; plus-end-directed vesicle transport along microtubule. Lineage: Eukaryota; Metazoa; Chordata; Aves; Galliformes; Phasianidae. The record is from RefSeq and is a predicted model, not a curated record.